AACUGGACAGCAGGAGAAAUCCCCAGGUACCCAGUGGUAUGUCUGUAAACUGUGAACCCAUUCACACACAAAAAAAAGCUACUGAUGGCAUCUGUGUGACUUACUCACAACAGUAUUUAAGAAUACAGAACACAGAAACAAAGUUACCGUGUGCUCAGCGAUGUAAUGUGGUAAACUCCUGGUGCUCUUGAAUAACAACGCGAAAAAAACUUGUCGGAAAUAAGGGCGAAGCCACGGGGGCUUUCUUCAGGCACAGUAUUUAAGGAUCUUUCUGAUUCAGGGGAUGCCAGCUGAUCACAUUUGGCUGCAGUGUGCAUCACUCAGGAACCAGAGUUCCCUGCCAUACUGAACACUGCUGUUUUACCCACUUUCUUCAAUUUUCAGAAGUUAAACAAGAAAACCAGACAAGCCGAAUGGCAGUUUGCGCAGAAAUAAACUCUACAGCCAUUAUUGUGUCUGCCUGAUUUAAUCUAAGAUGCCAAUAUGUUAGUAUCUGAGAUACAAAAUGAUCACAAUUCAAUCCAUUCUCAAUAUGUGUACAGGGCAAAAAUCAAGUUGACCUGCUAUAGGUUAGAUCAGCUGAUCAGUGCACUGCGUGUAGAGAAACACAAAUGUGAAUAGUGCAAAAACAAAUGGGCUUUCUGAUGGCAAACUGACACACUGACAUUUUUCUUAAUGGAGUGCACACCUACACCUACACCUAUUGUCUGGGUCAGUGUUUGUUAAAAUUGGCGUCUAUAGCAGGUGAUGGCCUAGCUUCCAUGCUGGUUCUUCAGCUGUUUUUUCAACAAAGGGGCAGAGCUGACCGGCAUCUCCUGCAGCGGCUCCUGGGUGCAGUACAAAAGAAUGCCACUAGAGGGGACCCUCGUAGCGUGGUCAGAGCCAUCGAUCAGUUCUGCAGACAGAAGGAGUGGGCCAUGAACGUGGGGGAUGAGAAAGGCUGUAUUCUUGACUCAGUGGUGUCUGAGGUAAACCCGGCCACUGUGCUGGAACUGGGAACCUACUGUGGAUACUCUACAGUGCGGAUUGCAAGCCUGCUUUCCCCUCAUGCCAAGCUCAUCACCCUUGAAUUUAAUCCAGACUUUGCUGCAAUUGCCCGUCAAGUCAUUGCUUGGGCAGGGCUAGAAGAAAAGGUCCACUUAGUUGUAGGAGCAUCUGGUGACUGGAUCCCAAAAAUGAAGGAGCAGUUUGGGUUGAAUACAUUUGAUUUUGUUUUCCUGGACCACUGGAAGGAUCGUUACCUUCCUGACACAAAACUGAUUGAGGAGUGUGGCCUCCUCAGAAAAGGAAGCAUCCUGCUGGCUGACAAUGUCAUCUGCCCAGGAGCUCCUGAGUACCUGGAAUAUGUCCGCAGCAGCUCACAAUAUGAAAGCCAGUACUUUAAAUCUCACCUGGAGUACACCAAAGUGGAGGAUGGCUUGGAGAAGUCUGUCUUCUUGGGGUAGUUUGCAACAAAAUAAUCUCAUGUUUUACACAGGAACUAACAAACCAGACACCUUUAACUCUCAGGUUUACUGAACACAUUUAUAAUCUGUAAAAUCUGUUUUUCUAAUAUAUUAUAGCGUGAGUUCACUUGAAAUAAAAAUGUCAUGUUGGGAAAAA
Messenger RNA from Notolabrus celidotus (New Zealand spotty), 1602 nucleotides. RefSeq names its product catechol-O-methyltransferase b (gene comtb). NCBI's taxonomy places the organism in Eukaryota, Metazoa, Chordata, Actinopteri, Labriformes, Labridae. Gene Ontology annotation, molecular function: catechol O-methyltransferase activity. The transcript is spliced from 5 exons. The record is from RefSeq and is a predicted model, not a curated record. The coding region runs from base 762 to 1445 and encodes 227 amino acids. Gene Ontology annotation, biological process: developmental process; catecholamine catabolic process; dopamine metabolic process.